This is a messenger RNA of Chlamydomonas reinhardtii, 5100 nucleotides long. RefSeq lists its product as uncharacterized. The transcript is spliced from 13 exons. The coding region runs from base 113 to 4708 and encodes 1531 amino acids. Gene Ontology annotation, molecular function: protein binding. The record is from RefSeq and is a predicted model, not a curated record. Lineage: Eukaryota; Viridiplantae; Chlorophyta; Chlorophyceae; Chlamydomonadales; Chlamydomonadaceae.
GACCGCCACGUUGGAAAAGUACAGUCGGCAUUUCCCUACUAGGUUCUCGGCUUCCCUCGUACGUCGCUCCUUUGCAUCUUCGUAGCAGCAGUCACUGGGCAGCGGCGCCGGCAUGAACAGCGCGGCCGCGGGCGCCGCGGCCGGCAGCAGCAGCAGCAGCGCCGCGGCGGGCUCGGCGCCAGCGGACGACGUGCCCUGCUUCGAGUGGCUGUGGCUCAACCCGCAGUUUUCGGACUUCACACUGGAGGUGCGGCUGCACCCGCACCUGCAGCCGCAGCAUCAGCAUCAGCUGGCGGAGGAGCAGGAGAACGGGGAGCAAGAGCAGGAGGAUGAUGAUGACAUCAGCUCUGUCGAUAUGAGUGAAGAAGCGGUGGAGCCAGAGGCAGCUGCUACUGCCGCAACGCAGCAGCAGCAGCCGCUGGCGGCGGCUGACAGCGGUGGUGGCAGCAGUAGCAUGGUCAGCCUGACGGCGCCUAGCCCUGUGCGCCGUGCUUGCACGCCUGGAGGCACUGGCAGCGGUGCCGGCGGCAUUCAUGAUGACAGCGCUGCUGGACCGGGCUUAGCAGCAGUGGGCAAUGCGGCGGCGGCCUAUGCGGCGGCCUAUGCGGAGGCCAAUGCGCGCGGCGGCGCCGCCGCCGGUAGUGGUGGAGGCGGCGGCGCCGGUAGUGGUGGAGGCGGCGGCGCCAGGCACGCGACGCUGCAGUCUAGGGGGCAGCGCAGUGGCCAGCAGCCGUCAGGGUCAGUGCCAAGGGGCACAACGGCUGCAGAGCAGCCGCCGGCAGAGGGAGCCCAGAACGAGCCGCGCCAACAGGCAACACGGCCGCCUGCUGAUGAGAGGCAGCAGCAGCUGCAGCAGCCGGCCCAGCAGCCACCACAGCUGCAGCAGGCAGCUGGGCAGCAGCUGCCAAAGGCGCAGGCAUUGGCGCACGCGCAGGCUCACGCGCAGGCUGUCGCAGAGGCUGCACAAGCACAGGCUCGCCGCCCGCAUGCCACUGGGCAGCGCCAUCCCGCCGGCAGUUCCACUCUCUCAGCCAUGGGUGCUGCCGCAGCGGCCGCAGACACCGCUGUCGGCGACGCCGUAGGCUAUGCCGCUAGCACUUCGGAUGCUGCCGGACGUUCAGAAGCAGGACCGGCAGCAGCAGACCGCGGUGGCGACGGCUUUAGAGGUGGAGGUGACGAACGCUGUGGCAGCACUGGCAGAAAUGGUAGCAGGGCCGUCAGAGCUGGCGGGAGCAGUAGCUGGCCGCGACCGCCCGCACACGGCAGUAGCAGCCGGGCGGGAGGCAGUAGCAGAGUCGGCAGCAGUAGCAGCACAGCUGGCAGCGCUGGCGGCGCUGGGCCGGGCAUGGCUGCGCUGGCAGCCGCAGUAGCAGCCGCUACAGCGGCCGGCAGUAGCAGCGGUCACCAGGCGCAAGCGCACCACCAGCACCUCCGCCCCUUCCACCAUCACCGCCACCACCAGGAUCAACAGCAGGAGCCGCUUGAUGCAGGGGCCGGCUGCGCCGGCGAAGGAGGGGAUCACGGGGAGCGCGGCACAGGCGGCGCUACCUCGCACCAACUGCCGCCCGCCGCCAUGUCACCGGAUGCUGCAUCCCCGGCCGACACCUUCCUAGACCGCGACCAGCGCGCAACGGCCACGUCGCCGCCUGCCGGAGGCACUGGCAUCGCCACCGGGAACGGCAGUAGCACCCGAAGCGCAGGGCCGGGAACCGGCAGUAGCAGCCGCGCCAGCCCGAUACGUGCUACAGCACCGGAUGUGGACCGGGCUCUCUGGCCCGCGGGUCCUGAGACAUCGUUGGAGCCGGCGUUGUCAACCUGCGGCGAUGCAGCACGCCCCCAGUUGGCUGAAGCGCUCACGCAGCCAGAACGCUCCCACCCCCAGCCGCCUCCCCAUCGCCACCACCGCCCUGGAGAGGCCGAGAGCUGCGCCAGUCGCGAGCCGGAGGCAGAGGAAGUGGCGGAGGCGAUGGCGGGGGCUGUGGCGGCGCUGCCGACGGAGGCGAUCGGCCCAGGCGGCUGGCGCCAUCCUGCGCCGCCGGCAGGCGGCGGCGCCCAGGCUGCGGGCAGCCCAAGCGGUGACGCCAGCCGCGGGCAACGGCCAUCCGGGCAGCUGCUACAGCAGCUACCGCCACUGCAGCCGACACGGCCGGCCCGGCCUCAGCACGCGCUGCUGAGGCCGCCGGCGCCGUCAUGUGCCGCUGGCUUGACACGGGCGUCUUCGGCCCCCGAGCCGCAGCGGCAACACGACUUCCCUGCUCUUGACGCUACAGCCGGCCCCACAGCCGGUGGCCCCUCAGCAGCCUGCGGCCCUUCAACAGCCUGCGGCCCCUCGGCUGCCGCGUCUCGUCCAGCCCGCUAUCGUAGGCAGUCGCAGCAGCAGCCGUCAGCGCGCGACGGUGCGGCCAAGUUGGGAACACGGACGGCGCCGGAGGUGGAGGCGGGUCCAGAACAGAAAGCAGAGGAGGGGCAGCAGGCGGAGGGGCCGCAGCCCGAGUGGCAGCCGCCGGAGGGGCAGCAGCCGGAGGGGCAGCAGCCGGAGGGGCAGCAGCAGCAGGGCGCCCCGAGCCGGUCUGACAGCUGGGCCAGCCUUAGCAGCAGCCUACCUGCGACCGCCCCGGUGCCCCCGCCGGCGUCGACAUCGGCGUCACCGCCCCCCAGGCCACUGGCACCAGCGGCUGCAGGGGCAGCGGCUGCAGGGGCAGCGGCUGGCGCGGCUGUGGGUGGGACAGGCGGCCACGACACGUCCGGCCGGCGCAGCUCAUCGGGUGACGCGGGUGGUGGCACGGCGGAGGCGGACUCCGAGCACCAAUGGAAGCAUGUGGACCCGGAUCCAGACCAGGACUCAGACCAGCAGCAGAAGCGACGGCGGCAGUCCCGGCGCCGCCGGCCGCGCCCCCCGCGCCCGGCGCCGCCGCCGCCGCCGCCGCCGCCGCCACUGCGCACCUUCCGUGUGCAUGCGGCCGUACUUGCCGCCACGUCAGACUACUUCCGAGCCCUGCUACAGAACUGGACGCCCUCCGCCUCAACCGCCUCAACCGCCUCAACCGCCUCAACCGCCGCCGCUCCUGCUGGCUCUGCCUCGGCGGCUGGGGCCGCGGCCCCUUCGGCGGCCGAGGGGGAUGAUGCCGCCUUCGGCAGUGGCAGCAGCAUGGCCGGCAGGACAGGAGGAGGAGGAGGAGGAGGAGCAGCAGGGGGAGGAGCAGGGGGAGGAGUCGGGGGCGCAGGGGCCGGCAGCAGCGGCGUGCUGACCAUGUAUGUGGGUCCUGACGAGGUGGAGUGCGCCGAGCUGAUGCUCAAAUUCAUGUACACGGGCCGGCUGCCGCCGGGCCUGGACCCGCCCCAGCUGCUGUCGCUGCUGCUGCUGGCAGACCAGUACUCGGUGGGCCGGCUGCUGGGCGCCGUGAACGCGGCCUUUGCGGGCCUGCCGCUGCCGGGUCUGUCGCUGUCGCAGCUGCUGCAGCUGUACCAACUGCCCGAGCUGCUGCACACCGGGGGACAGCUGGCGGGCGCGCUGUCGCGGCUGGUGGACAAGCUGGUGUCGGAGCUGGGUGACCUGGAGCUGGUGCUGGACUGCCCGGGGCGGCGGGGGCAGCUGGUGGGGCUGCCGUACGAGGCACUGCGGCUGCUGCUGCAGAGUCCCGAGGUGCGGUGCUGGAAUGAGAACACAGUGGUGGCGGCGCUGGUGGAGUGGGGCGCGGGCCCCGUGGGUCACGCCGCCAGCCCUGAGCAGCGGCGGCAGCUGGCGGGCUGUGUGCGGCUGCAGCAUUGCACCCACUCCUAUCUGGCCUACGUCAUUCCACAGGUGCCCUGGCUGGUGUCGGCUCUGGACCCGUGCCGCCUACUGCUAGCGAUGGCCUGGGCUCGCGCCGACCCCUCCAGCCGAGACGUGUACACCGCAGAGCGCUUCUUCGAAACCACCACCUCCCCCGCGGCACAGCAGCUACAGCUGCAGCAGGCGCAGCAGCAGGCCGCGCAGCAGCAGCACGCGGCUGCAGCACUGGCGGGAGGGGCGGGAGGAGGGCCGGCAGUAGCAGGGGCGACGGCUGUAGCGGCGGGCGGUGCGGAGGUGGAGGCUGCAAUGGGGCUGGCCGCCGCCGGAUCCAGCAGCGGCGGCGGCGGUGCUGGCGGCGGCAUGACCGGUAUCUCCGGCCCCAGCACUGGCGGCGGCGGCGCCACGGCUGUCGACUUUGCGGCGGCGCCGCCGCCGCCGCCGCAGCUGCUGCCUGUGUUUGUGUCGCGGGCUCGGCCUCUGUCGCAGCGUGUCACGUUUGACUGGUCCAUCGACUUCGCCACACUGCAGCAGCUGUAUGCGGACUCCAGGGCCACGCGCUCACUGCAGGUGGUCACCAGCGAGCCCGCCUUCUUCGGCGGCUUCCACUGGUGGCUGCGGUACGACCUGGACGCAUCGCAGCCGCCCGAGUACCGCGAGCACAUGGGUCUGGCCUGCAACGUGCGGCUGGCGGGGCGCAAACACAACCUGCCCUGCGUCAAGGUCAAGGCCAGCGUGUGCGCCCGACAGGAUGCGGGGGUGCUGGGGGAGGGCAGCUACAGCCUGCGCAAGAGCUUCAGCUACCACGUGAUGAACGCCUGCCCGGUGGGGCUGUGGGGCUUCUUCGGCCUCACGCCCGACAGAGGCGAGGAGGGCUGGCGGCGCUUCGUGUUCGAGGGCCGCGUUUGGCUGAGGUGUACCAUAGAGGAGUGCCACUAGCACCACCCGCUGCAACUACCGCAGGAAGAUGGCGGAGAGCGCGGAAUAGCGGAUCCGGCGGAAGGCACGCAGCCAAUGUUUCACGCGAGGCCUCUGCGCAACAUGGCCGCGUGUGCCGGCAUGUGCAGUGCAUCGGUGCAGAUGACUCCAGAGUUGCCAUACGACGCAUGCCGCAUCAGAUGCAAUUGAGCAAAUGCCGACUGCCGACUGUCGCAUGGUCAGUUUUCGAGGGGGGGGGGGCUUUCUGCCAAGGGCUGUGAGUGCUGUGAGGCUUGGAGGCUAGAGCUUAGCAAGAAAUUGACAACAAAGUGGCCCUCCAUUUCAAGGAAAACAUGGGAUGCGCCCACGCCACGUUAGUGCGUGUCUGAGGCUGAACGUUUUAGAACUAAAAU